AUGGCCUCUGCCUCCGAUAAAGCAGAUCGUCCCGCGAAAGACCCCGCGCCCAAGGGAAAAUCCCGCAAAACCGACCCGAACGCUCCGGUCCGAAAACGCCGCAAGAGAACGGUGGUCAGCGGAGCCCCCGACGACUGCUUCGCCUGCUCCAAGCGAGGAGCGCGGUGUGACCGGCGCCGACCAUAUUGCUCCCAAUGCCUCGACCUAGGCCGCGAUUGUUCCGGAUACAAGACGACGUUGACAUGGGGAGUUGGAGUCGCAAGUCGAGGGAAACUCCGGGGCCAGAAGCUUCCGGUGAUGGAGUCGGAAGAGAAAUUGACGGGGGAUUCUGCGAAAUCACAACCAAAGGCCUCAAGCAGCAGCGGCCCGUCUUCUUCACGGGUACCCGCUAAUGCUGCGGCCCCGAUGCCUCCGUCCACCGGCCCUACAAUGACAUCGUUUGGUGGCAGCACGCCGAGUGUGAAACUGGAAGAUAGUCCGCCCAUGAUGCCAGCUGCCUUUGAAAUGCCUUCAAACAUGGCUUGGACCAUGGACAUGCCAGAUCCCCAAACGUGGUCGAGCACGCUUGCCUCCCCGCCUGCGAUUUCAGGGCUUCCGUUACCCAGUCGGCCAUUGAUUCCAAAUAAUACGAGCCAGAGUAUGACCCCGGAGUCGCCAUUGCUAUAUGCUCCCAUUCCGAGCCCGACGACUAAUUCGGGAUCUCUGGUUUCGCCUACUGCAGUCCCGUUCUCAUCUUGGGCUGUUAGUCCCCCAGCGUCACAAAACGCGGAUGAGGAGGAUGUCCAACACGAUCCUAAUUACCAUAUGCUUUGGAACGCCGCCCAUUCUCCAUCACUCUCUCAGCUCCUAUUGGCACGAUCUGUGGGGCGGACCCCGCGUAUUCGUUAUCUCAUCAGUUACUACGCCGAAGUUAUUGCCCCUAUGAUUGUUGCCUUUGAUACCCCGACAAAUCCGUUCCGAACUCACGUUAUACGCUUGGCGAUGGAGAGUGAGGCUCUGCAGGAGGCGAUUGCCACGUUGGCUACGAGCAACUUGCGCCAGAGGCGAGAGCACAAUCACCUCUCUACGGAACGAACUUUGCCGGCACGUAUGUCAUCAAUGGCUCACCGCGCCCUCACCGACGAAGAUUUCCACGAUCGAUAUGGUAUCUCAAUGGUGGAAGGGUAUAGGAGAGAAGAAAAUCAUCAUCGAGGGAUGGCUGUCAAGGCUCUAAAUGCUGAUUUGGCCGACCCUCGUCGCAGAUUGUCAGACUCUGUAUUGGCAACUUUGUUAAUUCUCUGUCUUUUCCACAGCUGUGAUACCGGCGUUGCCGGAUUCCGUGCACAGUUUGCUGGAGUAACAAGACUACUUGCGAUCCGAAUGCGCCAUUCCCGUGUUAUAACGGACGACCUCAAAUGGUUCAUCCGCAUGUUCUCGUGGUUUGAUACAUUGACGGCAACUACAAAUGACCGUGAUGUGCAACUCCGUGGAACAUGUUUGGAGAUCAGCUCCCUAACCGAUGGAGAAUGGGGGCUGGAGAACUUGGCCGGCUGUGAUGGUCGUCUGUUCAAGCUGAUUUCUCAGCUGGGACGUUUAAAUCUUCUGAGUCAGGACCAAGAGCCCAAUCUAUCGCGCCCAAGUGACGCUGCUAUGUCCACCACGUCACUCCCUCCUAAUAUGCUGUUCCCAGGAUGGGAAACAGUGCCCAACACUGGAAUGGGCUCCGCGCCGGAAUACGGAUUCUCUCUUCCCACGCCGCCGCAAAGCAGUGACUCAUGCCGUCGUCCUUCCUCUCCAGAAUUCUGGACAGAGUGGUAUUCGCUCAGGCAGCGACUCGAAUCCUGGCGAUUUGAUCCACCUGCUCAGGCCGCUUUUCCCUCUCCGCCCUUAUCUGCAUCUACAAUGACCUGGAACUCUACUACCUAUGUGACGCCACGGAAUUCCUCGUCAGGAUACCAAGUGGCACCCGAGAAUCUCCAGGACGUCUACCAGAUCUCGGAGUGUUUCCGUCAUGCUGCCCUUCUCUACUGCGAACGCCUAGCCGAGCCGACCCUUCCAUCGUCUCAUGGCCGUAUCCAGCACCUUGUCCAGCUCGCCAUGCACUGCAUCAUUACCGUAAAAUCAGAUGUAUAUCUUCUCUGGCCACUAUUCAUUGUGGGUUCGGAGUGUGUCCAGGACGAUCACCGUUCGAUCAUCCGCAAUCGCUGCGAGGAUAUCUCCAAGGACUCUGGCUUCAUCAACAACCUUUCCUGUCUAGAGCUUCUGGAACGGAUCUGGGCUGAAAAUUCUGAGGGAUCCUCAUUCCCAAUUUAUCCUAGCGGGUUCGGUCCCCCGCCUCCGCUGGCUGGCGGCAGGGCACCAUCAUCGCAGGCCUUCCGUUGGUCCCGAGUUAUGCAGGCCAAGCGGGGCGACGGCGAGUAUAUGGUUGCAUAG
Penicillium verrucosum is the source of this 2412-nucleotide messenger RNA. Its product is annotated as Zn(II)2Cys6 transcription factor. The transcript has a single exon. NCBI's taxonomy places the organism in Eukaryota, Fungi, Ascomycota, Eurotiomycetes, Eurotiales, Aspergillaceae. The record is from RefSeq and is a predicted model, not a curated record. Gene Ontology annotation, biological process: regulation of DNA-templated transcription. Bases 1 to 2412 code for a protein of 803 amino acids. Gene Ontology annotation, molecular function: zinc ion binding; DNA-binding transcription factor activity, RNA polymerase II-specific.